Messenger RNA from Purpureocillium lilacinum, 1959 nucleotides. RefSeq lists its product as uncharacterized. NCBI's taxonomy places the organism in Eukaryota, Fungi, Ascomycota, Sordariomycetes, Hypocreales, Ophiocordycipitaceae. Gene Ontology annotation, molecular function: ubiquitin binding. The record is from RefSeq and is a predicted model, not a curated record.
AUGCCCAGUUUACCCCCGCUGGCGCCGUAUCCCGAGGCGUCGUGGCAGCAACGCCUGAGCACCCAGGAUUGGGACACGCUCUUCGACACAUGGAUACUGCUCUGUCAAGCGUAUCUUGCGCUUCCAGAUGACGAGUUCCGGACAACAGCGGCCAACGAUGAGUCCGUAGCGGCAUUCGUGGCGACAUAUGUCACCGAAACGGCCGCGUCCCCGCCCAGCACGCCUUCUACGCAGCUUCCCCGGCUCGUCUUCCAACUCACGAGCCGCCUGCUCACCUUGGAGAAGCCGUCACAUCAAUUAUUGCAGUAUAGCUUCCUUUCCGGACUGGCCAAGCUAUACCCGAGAAAGCGAGUGGCGCCUCUCAUCGCCGACGUCUUUACGCAACAUGCCGCGCUUGCCGAGGCAUCACUUGCUGCGCUCAAGAAGCUUCUCAUCCUCCACCUGGACUCGGGAAUCAAGGGAGACCUAAAGCUGGUCGAGUCACAUCUCAGCACGGUCAACUCGCUGCUGCAUGCAUCACCUCACGCUUGCACUCUGUUCCUUGCCGGAUCCGACUUUUUCGACGGCCUCGUCACCUGCUUCAAAGUGAUGAAUCCACCGCUGCGCAAGGUCAUCAUAACAACGACGUAUCUGUGUAUUGUCGGGUUGACAGAGGCAGAACCGCCAAAAUGGGCCAUGCUCAGCGACGAGCUGUUCUCGCUCAAGAGCGCAGCGGACGCUCACAAGCAGGGCCCGCUCAACGUCAACGACUCCUUGGUUGCGGAGUUGGUGACGGCUACGCCACUCCUUAAAGUCCUCAUCCGGAGAGCGGAAGACUCGACUGCCGCCUCUGACUCCUUGAAGAAACGCAUCACGGCCUUGGAACCAUUCAAAAAGGGCGCAAUGGUCCGCCCGAAACGUCUCACCAAACGGAAAUUGGACAAGGGCAAGGGCAAGGCCACGCAGCACGAUGUGGACACGGAGAUGCAUGUGCACCGCAUGAGCCAGAUCACGCAGGUCCAGGACCUUUUCCCUGAUCUAGGCGCGGGCUUCGUGUCGAAAUGCCUCGACGAAUAUCACGACGACGUGGAGCAAGUCGUCGCAAAUCUCCUCAGUGAAUCGUUGCCAGCUCAUCUAGCUAACGCGGAUCGAAGCGAGCCGCUGUCUGUCCGCCAGCAGCCGCCCGCCCCAGACAUGGCUCCCCGCCCGACACCACCUCUGGUACCAACCAGACGCAACGUUUUUGAUGAUGACGAAUUCGAUCGCCUGACCACAGAUGUAUCCCAAAUAUCAUUUGGCAAGAAGCCGGGUAAAACAGCCGACGAUGUGCUGAAAGAUAAAUCCACUGCACCAAACAAAGCAGCAAUCCUGUCUGCACUGGCAACUUUUGACUCCGACGAUGAUGAACGCGACGACACUUAUGACGCCGCCGAUGUUGGCGGCACUGUUGAUUCGACAACCCAGGAAGAGGAGAGCGUGAAUGACAGAAACGAAGAAGCGCUAUUCCGGGCGUACCAGACAGACCCCAAGGUGUUUGAUAGAGACGCCGCUACACGCAGGGGCGCCACAAGAGCGGCCCUGCGGCAGGCAACGGAAAUGGCCGACGAGGCGAUCGAGGGAUGGGCACUGAUGCUGACGAGAAAUCCUCAGCAAAAGAAGAGGCUGGAGCUCAAGUACGCCUUCAGCGGACAGCAGGCGCAGCUGGAGCGAACGGCCUGGAGGGGCAGCCCUGCCGGGUCCGGAACUGAAGACAGCGAUGCCGAUGCCGGCGCGGGUCGAGGAGGUCGAGGAGGCCGAGGCAGCCGAGGCGGUGGUCGUGGACGCGGCAGGGGAAGAGGAGGCAGCGUCUCGGGUCCGACUGGCGAAAAGGAGACGGAGUCGGCGAGGAGAAACAAAGAGGCGCACAAGGGAUCGCGGGCCAACCACAACCGCAGAGACGCCCGAGCCAAGAAGAUGGCCCGCGGUGGGUUCGCUGGCUAA